Erythranthe guttata (spotted monkey flower) is the source of this 14690-nucleotide messenger RNA. Its product is annotated as Zinc finger, C3HC4 type (RING finger) family protein. The record is from RefSeq and is a predicted model, not a curated record. Gene Ontology annotation, molecular function: Hsp70 protein binding. Lineage: Eukaryota; Viridiplantae; Streptophyta; Magnoliopsida; Lamiales; Phrymaceae.
UCAGUUUACAAUAUUGGCCUCUUUGACUAACCGCCGUCGUUUGGGUAAAAUAAUGCCCGACUGAGAGAGAACCUAGACUCUGAUCGCCGGCGGAAAAUGGAAGCGCCGAUUCUUCUCGAAGAUUUCGGUCAGAAGGUCGAUUUAACUCGUAGGAUCAGAGAGAUUCUGUUGAAUUACCCGGAGGGCACUACCGUUCUCAAGGAGCUCAUCCAGAACGCCGACGAUGCCGGUGCCACCACCGUCCGUCUCUGCCUUGAUCGGAGGACUCACGGCGUCGACUCUCUCCUCUCCGAUAGCCUCGCCUCGUGGCAGGGACCUGCCCUACUUGCCUAUAACGACGCCGUUUUCUCUGAACAGGAUUUCGUCAGUAUUUCUCGAAUUGGUGGCAGCUCUAAACAUGCCGAUGCUUGGAAAACUGGCCGCUUUGGGGUGGGCUUCAACUCGGUAUACCAUUUAACCGACUUGCCUUCUUUUGUGAGCGGCAAACAUGCUGUUAUAUUUGAUCCACAGGGUGUUUAUCUUCCCAAUGUCUCCACUACUAAUCCUGGAAAGCGGAUAGAGUACGUUAGUUCCUCUGCCAUCUCACUGUAUAAAGAUCAAUUUUUACCAUAUUGUGCCUUCGGUUGUGACAUGAAAAGUCCUUUCCAAGGAACUUUAUUUCGUUUUCCUUUGAGGAAUACAGAUCAGGCUGCAAAUAGUAAACUCUCAAAGCAAGCUUACCUUGAAGAUGAUAUAUCCUCCAUGUUUGUUCAGCUUUAUGAGGAAGGAAUUCUAUUGCUGCUUUUUCUUAAAAGCGUGUUAUCUAUAGAAAUGUAUAUCUGGGAUUUAGGGAUGUCUGAGCCAAGGAAGAUGUACGCCUGCUCUAUUAAUUCGUCAAGUAGCGAUGUAUUGUGGCAUCGCCAGGCAGUUCAUAGACUCGCGAAGUUGAAAUCUUCUUCUGAUUGUGAGAUGGACUCAUUUUCACUGGAUUUCUUGAGUGAGGCUGCAAUAGGGAAUGUUUCACAAAUAAGAAAGCAUAAGUUCCAUGUGGUGCAAAUGAUGGCUUCACCAUCCAGUAGAAUUGGUGCUUUUGCAGCAAUGGCAACAAAGGAUUAUGACAUGCAUCUGUUGCCCUGGGCAUCCGUUGCAGCGUGCAUAUCAGAUGAUUCAGUUAAUGACGAAGAUCUGAAGAUUGGAAGGGCAUUCUGUUUUCUCCCGUUGCCUGUGAAAACUGGGUUACGUGUUCAAAUUAAUGGAUUCUUUGAGGUUUCUUCAAAUCGUCGUGGGAUUUGGUAUGGUGAUGACAUGGACAGAUCCGGAAAGAUUCGUUCUCUCUGGAACAGUCUUCUAUUGGAAUAUGUUGUUGCACCUAGUUUUGUCAAGUUACUGCUCGACAUGCGGCAACUCCAAUGUUCCACAAAAAACUAUUAUUCUUUGUGGCCUGUCGGUUCAUUUGAAGAACCUUGGAAUUUGUUAGUUGGGCAUUUUUACAGAAACAUCUGGGAGUCUCCUGUUUUAUAUUCGGAUGUUGAUGGUGGAAAGUGGGUUUCACCUAAGGAAGCGUUUCUUCAUCCCACGGAGAUUUCCGGAAGCAAGGAAAUCGGCAAUGUUCUUGUCAAGUUGGGAAUGCCUAUUGUUUCUUUGCCAGGCGACUUAUAUGAUAUGAUCUUAAGCUGCAAAUUUAUCGGGCAUCAAAAAGUUGUUACUCCUGAUUCAGUACGUCAUUAUUUGAGGGGUUGCAAAGAUUUAAGUGCAAUUAGCAGAUCCCACAAGUUUAUGCUGUUGGAGUAUUGCAUUGAGGACUUGAUUGAUACAGAGGUUGGUAUUCAUGCAUCACACCUUCCAUUGCUUCCAUUAGCAAAUGGUAAUUUUGGAUCGUUAUCCAAAUCAUCUGAAGGGACCGCUUAUUUUAUUUGCAAUGAGUUGGAAUAUAUGUUGGUUCAACAAAUUGUUGAUAGACUAAUUGAUAGGAGCAUUCCUGCGGAGCUCCUCUGCAGACUUACAUCCAUAGCAAAUGUCUCGGGGGCAAACCUGGUUGUAUUUAGUGUAAAUGAGUUCCUUCAAUCAUUUUCAGAAUUUUUUCCUGCAGAUUGGAAAUAUAAGACGAAGGUGUCGUGGAAUCCAGAUUCCAAUUCUGCUCAUCCUACUUCUUCUUGGUUUUCUCUUUUUUGGCGUUACCUUGGGGAGCAAUGUCAAGAUUUAUCUCUCUUUGGAGAUUGGCCUAUAAUACCAUCGGUAACUGGGCAUCUGUACAAGCCUUGUAUGCAGAAAAAGUUUCUGAAUAUGGAAAAAUUGUCUGAGAAAAUGCAACAUGUCCUUGUUAAGAUAGGAUGCAAGAUACUGAACACCAAUUAUUGCAUCGAACACCCUCAUCUGAUUAAUUAUGUGCAUGAUGCUGAUGCUGCAGGCGUUCUAUAUUCAAUCUAUGAUGUAUUUUCUAAUGAUACUAUUACUCAGCUUCUUCAGUGUCUGGAAGCAAAUGAGAGAGAUGAGCUUCGUCAAUUUCUUCUGAAUCCUACAUGGUUUGUUGGAAAGAAAAUGGAUGAUCCUCUCAUACAGAAUAGCAAGUGGCUUCCAAUUUAUAGAGUGUAUGGUGGAGAAUCUGUUGCAAAUCUCAACUAUUCUGAUUUAGUAAACCCCCGUAAGUUCUUACCCCCAUUUGACUGCCCAGAAUGCUUGUUUUCUGGUGAAUUCAUAUGUAAUUUGUCAAACACUGAAGAAGAGUUGCUAAUGAGAUACUAUGGUAUCGAACGGAUGAGAAAGCCACAGUUUUAUAAGUUGCAUGUCUUGAAUAGGCUAAAGCAGCUGGAAAGUGAUGUUCGCAACAGGGUCAUGCUUUCUGUUCUUCAAGAGCUACCACAGUUAUGUGUAGAGGAUGCAUCCUUCAGGGAAAGCUUAAGAAAUUUGGAAUUUGUCCCCACUGUUAGUGGCAAUCUGAAAAGCCCUGCAGUGUUAUUUGAUCCAAGAAAUGAAGAAUUGUAUGCUUUACUGGAAGAUUGUGAUAGUUUUCCUUCUGGGAUUUUCCAAGAAUCAGGUGUCUUAGACAUGUUACAAGGGCUGGGUCUCAAAACAACUGCCUCUGUUGAUGCAGUCAUUCAAAGUGCUCGUUCUGUGGAACUCUUAAUGCAUAAAAAUCCGGAAAAAGCUCAUUCAAGAGGGAAGGUACUUCUUUCAUAUCUUGAAGUGAAUGCAUUAAAGUGGCUACCUGAUCCUCCAGUGGAUGAUCAAAGAACAGUGAAUAGGUUGUUCUUCAGAGCUACAAAUGCAUUUAAAUCCCGUCAUACCAAAUCAGACAUAGAGAAGUUCUGGAAUGAGCUCAGGCUGAUUUCAUGGUGCCCUGUCCUUAUAUAUCCGCCACACACAUCAUUACCAUGGCCCACAGUCUCGUCGUUGGUUGCUCCUCCUAAGCUUGUGAGGCUAUACUCAGACAUGUGGCUUGUCUCUGCGAGUAUGCGGAUACUGGAUGGAGAGUGCUCCUCAUCAUCAUUGUCCUAUCAGCUUGGUUGGUCUAACCCUCCAGGAGGAAGUGUAAUUGCUGCUCAGCUGCUUGAGCUUGGGAAAAAUAAUGAGAUCAUAUCCGAUCCCAUUCUGCGACAGGAACUGGCUUUGGCAAUGCCAAGGAUAUAUUCCAUCUUGAUGACCUUGCUUGGUUCGGAUGAAAUUGAAAUUGUAAAGGCUGUUCUAGAAGGUUCUCGGUGGAUAUGGGUCGGAGAUGGAUUUGCCACCUCAAAUGAGGUUGUCCUUACUGGUCCUCUUCACUUGGCUCCCUAUAUUCGUGUCAUACCUGUUGAUUUAGCUGCUUUCAGUGACUUAUUUUUGGAGCUAGGUAUUCAGGAAUAUUUGCGGCCUUCUGAUUAUGCUAAUAUAUUACGUAAAAUGGCCCAUAAGAAGGGUAAUGUUCCAUUAGAUUCUAAUGAAAUCAAUGCUGCUACAUUUAUUGCUCAACACCUCGCAGAUGCUCAUUUUUCUGAAGAUCAAACUAAGAUAUAUCUUCCAGAUGUAGCAGGCAGACUACAUAACGCCACAAGUUUAGUCUAUAAUGAUGCUCCCUGGUUGCUUGAGUCUGAAGGUUCUAACAACUUAUUUGGCAAUGCUGCUAUUUCAUUGGGUGCUAAACAAGCUAUUCACAAAUUUGUUCAUGGUAAUAUUUCUCAUGAUAUAGCUGAAAAGCUUGGGGUACGUUCCUUUCGGAGAAUUUUGCUUGCAGAGAGUGCUGAUUCCAUGAAUUUGAGUUUGUCUGGAGCUGCUGAAGCAUUUGGACAGCAUGAAGCUUUGACAACCAGACUUAGGCAUAUACUUGAAAUGUAUGCUGAUGGACCGUCAGUUCUCUUUGAGAUGGUACAAAAUGCUGAGGAUGCAGGAGCCUCGAAUGUUACCUUUUUACUGGAUAAAUCUAAUUAUGGGACUUCAUCUCUUCUGUCACCUGAAAUGGGAGAUUGGCAAGGCCCGGCUUUGUAUUGUUUCAAUGACUCUGUUUUCAGUUCACAAGAUCUUUAUGCUAUUUCCCGCAUAGGCCAGGAAAGUAAACUAGAGAAACCGUUUGCAAUUGGAAGAUUCGGGCUUGGCUUUAAUUGUGUUUAUCACUUUACCGAUGUCCCAACUUUUGUUUCUGGAGAAAAUAUUGUCAUGUUUGAUCCUCAUGCCUGCCAUUUGCCUGGAACUUCUCCAACUCACCCCGGGCUACGAAUCAAAUUUGUGGGCAGAAACAUUUUGGAACAAUUUCCUGAUCAGUUUUCUCCAUUUCUACACUUUGGAUGUGAUCUGCAACAUCCAUUUCCUGGUACUCUUUUCCGUUUUGCCCUUAGAACAGCCAAUGGUGCCUCUAGAAGCCAAAUAAAAAAAGAAGUGUAUCCACCUACUGAUGUCCUGUCACUGUUUUCUUCCUUUUCUGAGGUUGUUUCUACUACACUACUCUUUCUGCGCAAUGUAAAGACUAUAUCCAUUUUUGUCAAAGAAGGGCUUAACAGCGAAAUGCAGUUGCUACACCGUGUUCGCAAGGAUUGUGUUAGUGAGCCUGAAGCUGGAAAAGGUCCAAUUCAUCAAAUUUUUAGCUCUAUGCAUGGGCAUGAGCUAGAUAGUUUGAGCAAAGAUCAGUUCCUUCAAAGGUUGAGCAAGUCGAUCAGUGUUGAUGUUCCAUGGAGGUCUCAGAAGCUUUUGGUGUCUGAGCAGAACCCCUCUGGUUGUAGGUCAAGCUUGUGGUUAACUACUGAAUGCUUAGGUAGUCUCAACAGGAAAAAAAUCACAACGUUUGACAAGAAAUUUCACAAGUUUGUUCCUUGGGCUUGCGUAGCUACACCUAUCAACUCUUUGGAUAUUGAGAAAAAAAUGGGUGGGAUUCAGGAAAAUUUGAGUGAAACUUUCCCUAAUACUGCUGAAAUUCUGCAGAUUCUUCAGACAUCUUCUCGAGCCACACUUACUUUUGAGGGUCGGGCUUUUUGCUUCUUACCUCUCCCAAUUAGUACUGGUCUUCCUGUUCAUAUAAAUGGCUAUUUUGAGUUGUCAUCAAACCGGAGGGAUAUAUGGUUUGGUGAUGACAUGGCAGGGGAUGGGAAGAUGCGUUCAGACUGGAACAUGUACCUCCUUGAAGAUGUCGUUGCCCCAGCUUACGCUCGUCUUAUUGAGACAGUUGCACGGGAAUUCGGUCCAAGUGAUUUGUUCUUUUCCUUUUGGCCUAUAACAGGAGGUUUUGAACCUUGGACCUCACUGGUAAGAAAGCUUUACCAGUUUAUCUCUGAGAAUGGUCUUCCUGUACUCUACACAGAAGCCCGAGGUGGCCAGUGGAUUUCAACCAAGCAAGCCAUUUUUCCCGAUCACAAUUUUGAUAAGUCAUCAGAGCUUUUAAAAGCAUUGUCCGAUGCUGGCUUACCUGUGGCUAGCGUUCCAAAGGAGAUUGUUAACAAAUUUAUGGAAAUUUGCCCAUCCCUGCAUUUUCUCACACCUCAGUUACUACGAACACUUCUAAUUCGGAGGAGACGUGAAUAUACAGAUAGAAAUGCAAUGAUCUUAACCCUUGAAUACUGCUUGCUUGAUCUUACAUGUCCAGUCAUAUCGAAAAGUUUCUACGGGUUACCCUUGUUACCACUUUCAAGUGGUGUGUUUGCAAAACUAGACAAAAGGGGGCUGACUGAACAAAUUUAUGUUACAAGGGGGGAUGGCUACAGCCUUCUAAAGGAUUCUAUUCCACAUCAACUGGUGGACUGCACUAUUUCUGACUAUCUUUACGAUAAGUUGUGUGUUCUAGCUGAAAGCGAAGAUUUUAAUAUCUCUUUUUUGACAUGUCAACUUCUUGAAAAUAUACUUGCCACACUGAUUCCACCAGAAUGGCAUAAUGCAAAGCAGGUUACAUGGAUUCCUGAUAAUCAAGGCCAUCCAAGUUUGGAAUGGAUGAAACUUCUAUGGAGCUAUCUGCGAUCAUCUUGUGAAGAUCUUUCAUUGUUUUGUAACUGGCCAAUUUUGCCAGUUGAAAAUAACCAGCUUAUACAGCUUGUUGAAAACUCUAAUGUCGUCAUAGAUGGUGGGUGGAGUGAAAACAUGUUGGCAUUGUUGCAGAGAGCUGGGUGCCUAAUACUGAGGCGUGACAUCUCAAUUGAACAUGCUCAGCUGAAACUUUUUGUUCAGCCUUCAACUGCAAUUGGUGUUCUAAAUGCACUGCUAGCAGUCACUGGUAAGGUAGAUGACAUCGAGGUGCUCUUUGGUGAUGCUACGGAUGGGGGACUGCAUGAACUUAGAAGUUUUAUUCUUCAAAUGAAAUGGUUCUCUGAUGGUUUAAUGGACGACACUCAUGUCAAUGUUAUUAAGCACAUUCCGAUGUUUGAAUCAUACAAGAGUAGAAAACUUGUGUCUUUAAGUAGAUCUCUCAAAUGGCUUAAACCGGAGUAUACACGUGAUGAUCUUUUAAAUGAUGACUUUGUCAAAUUGGACUCUGAUAAAGAAAGAAUAAUACUGGAGAAAUAUUUAGGUAUCAGAGAACCUUCAAGGGUGGAUUUCUACAAAGAUUAUGUACUCUCGCGCAUGUCAGAGUUCAUUUUCCAGGAGGGUUAUCCCUUGGACCUUUUGCGUGAUAUUAGAUUUUUGAUUGAGGAGGAUAACACUUGCAAAGAAGUGUUCUCUGCAACACCUUUUGUUCAGUCAUCAGAUGGAGCAUGGACAGAGCCAUUGAGGCUUUAUGAUCCCCGUGUUUCUGAACUGAAAAUGCUUUUCCACCAAGGAGCAUUUUUCCCCUCUGAGAACUUCUCUGCCCCUGAAAUUCUGGAAACUUUAGUUACCCUUGGUCUCAAACAAACCCUGGGUUUUUCGAGUUUACUCGAUUGUGCCAGGUCAGUUUCGAUGUUAUAUGAAUCAAGAGACUCUGAAGCAUUAAUACUUGCAAAGAGACUGCUUUCAUGUUUAAAUGCACUAUCAGUGAAGCUGCUUCAUGCUGAAGAGAGGGAAGAGUCUGCGGACACUACAGAAUCUCCAGAGAGUUCUCUUCGUGGAGAUGAAGAGAAGUUGUCUGUUUAUGGUUCUGCGGACCUCUCAAAUGUUUUGGACGUUCAUUCAGUAGUCAAUAACUUGGUAGAUGAUAUGAAGAGAGAAGACUUUUGGUCAGGUCUGCGUUCUAUCAGCUGGUGUCCUGUGUAUUCUGAUCCUCCAGUUCAGGGGCUUCCAUGGUUAGCCUCAGCUCAUAACAUAGCAGCACCAGUUACAACCAGGCCCAAAUCACAGAUGUGGAUGAUUUCAUCCAAGUUGCAUGUACUGGAUGGUGAUUGUUCCGAGUACCUACAACAUAAGCUCGGCUGGAUGGAUCCUCCAGAUGUGGAUACCUUGUCUUCUCAAUUACUGGGACUAUGCAACAGCUAUAAUGAUAUCAGGUUGAAUGAUGAUGCUAUACUGAAAAAGCAAAUACCGUUAAUCUAUUCACAGUUGCAAAAUUAUGUUAAAACUGAUGAUUUGCCGUAUCUUAAAUCUUCUUUGGACGGCGUUAAAUGGGUGUGGAUUGGAGAUGAAUUUGUCUCUCCAGAUGUGCUUGCGUUUGAUUCACCUGUGAAAUUUAGUCCCUACAUGUAUGUGGUACCAUCUGAGCUAUCAAUAUUCCAGGAUUUUCUUUUGGCAUUGGGCGUUAGACAUAAUUUUGAUAUUUCCGACUAUUGUGAUGUUUUAAAACGGUUGCAAAAUGAUGUAAAAGGUGGCACCCUCUCAAGUGAUCAGUUGAAUUUUGUCCAGUGUGUCCUAGAAGCCAUCGUAGAUAAUUACUUGGAUAGGUCAGAACUAGAACUUCCCACCACACUUUUGAUUCCAGAUUCUACUGGAAUGCUCAUAGGUGCAGCGAAUCUUGUGUAUAAUGAUGCACCAUGGAUGGAGCCCAAUUCCCUUGGUGGCAAACGUUUUGUGCAUUCCUCGAUCAGCUAUGACCUGGCUAGCCGAUUGGGCAUCCAAUCACUUCGAUCCCUUUCUUUUGUCAGUAAAGAAUUGACUAAAGAUUUUCCAUGCAUGGACUAUAACAAAAUACGCGAGCUACUGGAAUCAUAUGGCAACUAUGAGUUUCUUCUCUUUGACUUGCUUGAAUUGGCUGAUUGCUGCAAAGCCAAAAAGCUUCACCUCAUCUUUGACAAGAGGGAACACCCCAGGCAGUCUCUCCUGCAGCACAAUCUUGCUGAAUUUCAAGGGCCUGCCCUGGUGGUAAUCCUGGAGGGAGCCAGCUUAAAUGGAGAUGAAGUCGGUAGUCUCCAGUUUCUUCCACCAUGGAGUCUGAGGGGCCGUACUCUAAGCUAUGGCUUGGGAUUGCUAAGCUGUUUCUCUAUCAGUGAUCUGCCAUCAAUGAUAUCUGAUGGCUGUUUGUAUAUUUUUGAUCCUCGGGGGUUAGCAAUUGCCACGCCGUCAGCGCGCUCACCGUCUGCUAAAGUUUUUCAACUGAAAGGUACCAAUUUGACAGAGCGAUUCCAUGAUCAGUUUAGCCCAAUGCUGAUUUAUGAUAAUAUGCCAUGGUCAUCAGCUGAUUCCACGGUCAUACGCCUGCCUCUUUCAUCAGAAUUCAUUGGGGAUGGAGCUGAAUUUGGUUUGGCAAGGAUGAUGUUGAUGUUUAACAAGUUCAUGGAUCAUGGUUCUGAAAAGAUACUAUUUUUGAAGUCAGUGUUGCAGGUAUCUUUGUCAACAUGGGAGAAUGAAAUUCCACAACCAUCCCUUGAUUAUUCAGUUGAUAUUGAUCCUCUGUCUGCAGCUCUUAGAAAUCCUUUUUCAGAAAAUAAGUGGAAGAAAUUCAAACUAUCAAGUAUAUUUGGCAGCUCUACUGCUGCAGUCAAAUUGCAUGUUUUGGAUUUGAACAUGAAUAAGAGGGGAGCUAGAUUCAUUGAUCGGUGGCUCAUUGUGCUCAGCAUGGGUUCUGGUCAGACAAGAAAUAUGGCACUUGAUAGGCGGUAUCUUGCAUACAACCUGACACCUGUUGCUGGAGUUGCUGCACAUAUAUCGAGAAAUGGCCAUCCUGCUGAUAAUCAUCCAUCAAACUCCAUCAUUUCCCCUCUUCCUCUAUCAAGCAGUAUAAAUAUACCAAUUACAGUGAUGGGAUCCUUCCUUGUGCGCCAUAAUCAGGGUCGCUACCUUUUCAGAUGCCAAGACAGCGAAGCUGCAUUUGAGCUACAAUCUGAUGCUGGAAGUCAAUUGAUUGAAGCUUGGAACAGAGAGCUGAUGUCUUGUGUUCGAGACUCUUAUACUAAAUUGGUACUUGAGAUGCAAAAGUUACGGAGUGACCCACUGACUUCUGUUCUUGAACCAAAAUUUAGCCGUUCUGUUGGUGCAAUUUUGAGUGCUUAUGGGGAUGAAAUUUACACAUUUUGGCCAAGGUCAGGCAAGAAUGCCUUGGUCAAGCAACCAAUAGAUGGAAACGAUACAGCUUCCAUGACUACUUUUAAGGCAGAUUGGGAAUGUCUAAUCGAACUAGUUAUUAGGCCACUCUAUGCUUCCCUUGUCGAGCUUCCUGUUUGGCGUCUACAUUCUGGAAGCUUGGUUAAGGCUGCAGAUGGUAUGUUUCUUUCACAGCCUGGAUCCGGAGUCGGUCAGAACUUGCUACCUGCCACUGUUUGUGCUUUUGUCAAGGAACAUUAUCCUGUUUUUUCGGUUCCAUGGGAAUUGGUGACUGAAAUUCAGGCUGUGGGUGUUGCAGUAAAGGAAAUCAAACCUAAGAUGGUCAGAGACCUUCUUCGGUCUACUUCACCAUCUGUAGGUAGUUGGUCAAUUCAUACCUAUGUAGAUGUUCUUGAAUACUGCUUAUCUGAUAUUCAACUUCAAGAGUCAUCUAGUUCCAGUGAAAUUGGUACACCAAGGGACUUGAAUAAUCGUGAUAUUGGCUCUUCAAGCAAAGAAGAAGAUAGUCGUUCCUUUACUGUAUCGGGCACCAAUUCCCUUAGGCAUGGUAUUAUUCCACCUAGUUCAGUCAACUCUGGAGGAGAUGCAGUUGAGAUGAUGACAACCUUAGGGAAAGCUCUAUUUGAUUUUGGUCGUGGAGUUGUUGAAGAUAUAGGGAGGGCAGGAGGUUCUUCGGGUCAUAGGAACUCGUUGACAGGAAGUAGCAGUUAUGGGCCUUAUAGUUUCAGUACGGGUGAGGAACAGAAGCUUUUUCAUUUAUCUACUGAAAUCAAAGGCUUACCCUGUCCAACUGCAAAAAAUAGUCUGGUCAAAUUGGGCUUCACUGAAGUGUGGGUGGGAAACAGAGAGGAGCAGUCUCUUAUUACUUCUUUAGCAGGAAAGUUCAUUCAUCCAGAAGUGCUGGAGAGACCAGUCCUGCAAAAUAUUUUUUCCAACCACUCUAUUCAAUCAUUCUUGAAAUUCCAAGCCUUUUCUCUUCGCUUGCUUGCUAGCCACAUGAGAUUUGCUUUUCACGAACACUGGUCAAAUCAUGUGAUUGAGUCCAAAAAUGUUCCUUGGUUUUCAUGGGAGAAAUCUUCAAGUUCUGAUAGUGAAACAGGUCCUUCUCCUGAGUGGAUUAGACUUUUCUGGAAGACCUUCAGUGGCUCAUCAGAAGACACCAGUCUGUUUUCUGAUUGGCCCCUCAUUCCUGCUCUUCUUGGUCGUCCGAUCUUAUGUCGUGUAAGAGAAAGUCAUCUUGUAUUUAUCCCACCCCUCGUUACUGAUUUGGGUUCUUUUAAUGCUACUUCCGGAGUAGGUACAUCUGAAGUUGGUCAAUCUGAGUUGUCUUCUGAGGCCCAUGAGUUGCAAGCAUACUUCUUGUCAUUUAAAUUUACCGAAGCAAAAUAUCCUUGGUUAUUUUCAUUGCUUAAUCAAUACAAUAUUCCUAUUUUUGAUUUUGAUUACAUGGAUUGUGCUCCUCCAUCAAAGUGUUUGCCAGCCGAUGGACAAUCAUUAGGGCAAAUUGUAGCAUCCAAGCUUGUAGCAGCUAAACAAGCUGGAUAUUUUCAUCAACUUACAGUCUUUCCAGAUUCAGACCGAAAUGAGUUAUUCAGUUUAUUUGCUUCUGAUUUCUCAUCUAGUUCCGGUUAUGGAAGGGAAGAGCUUGAAGUGCUACGUAGUCUUCCUAUUUAUAGAACAGUUCUUGGAACAUAUACUCAAUUGGAUGGCCAGGAUCUGUGCAUUAUCUCUUCAAAGACAUUUCUCAAGCCAUCUGAUGAUCAGUGUCUUUCUUAUUCUGCCGAAUCUACCGAAAGUUCUUUACUUCGAGCACUUGGAAUCUGUGAAUUGAAUGAUCAGCAGAUCCUUGUAAAAUAUGGAUUGCCUAGAUUUGAAGAUAAACCUCAGCUUGAGCAGGAGGAUAUCUUGAUAUACCUGUACACAAACUGGAAAGAUCUUCAAUUAGUUUCAUCUAUAGUUGAGGCACUUAAAGAUACUAGUUUUGUGAAAACGUCUGAUGAACAGUCUGAGAACCUGUCCAAACCAAAAGAUCUAUUUGAUCCCAGUGAUGCAUUAUUGGCCUCCGUGUUUUCUGGUGUGAGGAAGAAUUUCCCCGGAGAGAGAUUCAUUUCUGAUGGAUGGCUUCAGAUUUUACGAAAAACAGGUCUCCGUACGUCAGCUGAAGCAGAUGUUAUUCUGGAAUGCGCUAAGCGAGUGGAGUAUCUUGGAGGUGAAUGUACUAAGCAUGUAGAAGUUCUUGAUGAAAUAAACAUUUGGAGUUCCCAGAAUGAAGUAUCUUAUGAGAUUUGGGUAUUGGCUGAAACUUUAGUCAAAUCAAUUUUCUCAAACUUUGCUGUACUUUAUGGAAACAAUUUCUGCAACCUCCUUGGCAAGAUUGCUUGUGUUCCAGCUGAAAAGGGAUUUCCAAACAUAGGUGGCAAAAGAAGUGGGAAUAGAGUUCUCUGUUCUUACUCUGAAGCUAUAACUAUAAAGGAUUGGCCUCUUGCUUGGAGUUGUGCACCAAUUCUUUCGAAACAGAGUGUUGUACCCCCUGAUUAUGCUUGGGGACCACUCUAUUUGUCAAGUCCUCCAGCUUUCUCCACUGUACUCAAGCACCUUCAGGUUAUUGGAAGAAAUGGUGGCGAGGACGCUCUUGCACAUUGGCCUGCUGUAUCAGGUGUCAAGACGGUUGAUGAAGCUUCCCUUGAGGUGUUGAAGUAUCUCGACAAACUCUGGCCCUCCCUCUCUUCUUCAGAUAUCGCAAAGCUGCAACAAGUGGCCUUCUUGCCAGCUGCAAAUGGCACUCGUUUGGUGACAGCAAGCUCUCUUUUUGCUCGUUUAACAAUAAAUCUAUCUCCAUUUGCAUUUGAACUCCCUUCGGCAUAUCUCCCUUUUGUGAAGAUUCUUGGAGCCUUGGGACUUCAGGAUUCACUAUCUGUUGCUUAUGCAAGGAAUCUUCUUUCAGAUCUUCAAAGAGUUUGUGGUUAUCAGCGUUUAAAUCCGAAUGAGUUCCGUGCUGUAGUUGAAAUCUUACAUUUCAUUUGUGAUGAGAACAACACUUCAGAUGAUUCCAACUGGGAUUCUGAAGCAGUUGUUCCUGAUGACGGCUGCAGGCUCGUCCAUGCAAAAUCAUGUGUAUACAUUGAUGCUCGUGGUUCGCAUUUAGUCAAGCAUAUUGAUACUUCCAGGCUAAGAUUUGUUCACAAAGAUCUUCCACAGAGAGUGUGCGAGGCCCUUGGUAUCAGAAAGCUUUCUGAUGUCGUGAAAGAGGAACUGGAAAACAUUGAAGAGUUAUGCAAUUUGGAAUGUAUUGGUUCUCUUUCACUUGCUGUCAUCAGACAAAAGUUAAUGAGUGAAUCAUUUCAAGUGGCAGUGUGGAGAGUACUAACUAGCACCAAUCUUGGUUUUGGUACUCAAGUCCUGGAGAAGGUCAAGAAAUCAUUGGAAUCUAUUGCAGAAAGAUUGAAUUUUGUAAAAAAAAUAUACACUCGUUUCUUGUUGCUUCCAAAGUCAAUUAACAUUACCCUCAUUUCCAAUAAUUCCAUUCUCCCAGAGUGGGAGGAAAAAUCCAGCCAUAGGGCCCUUUACUUCAUAGAUGAGUUAAGAACUUGUGUCUUAAUCGCUGAGCCACCACAAUACAUAGCAGUUACUGAUGUAAUUGCUGCUGUGAUAAGUGAGAUUCUGGACUCACCGAUUCCAUUACCAAUUGGAUCUUUGUUUCUUUGUCCUGAGUACACUGAGACUGCACUCCUUGAUGUCCUAAAACUUUGUUCUCACACAAGAGACACUGUCGGAACUGACUCUUUUCUAGGCAAAGAGAUACUGUCACAAGAUGCUAACCGAGUGCAGUUCCAUCCUCUAAGACCAUUCUUCAAGGGAGAGAUAGUAGCUUGGAGAGCUUCAAAUGGUGAAAGGUUGAAGUAUGGUAGACUUCCAGAAAAUGUUAAGCCAUCAGCUGGACAAGCACUCUACAGACUUAUGUUGGAAACUUCGCCUGGGAUUACUGAGUCCCUUCUUUCUUCUAAUAUUUUCUCAUUCAAGAAUAUUUCAUAUAGCACUUCAGAGUCAUCAGUUGCGGUACAAGAGGGAGGUAGCAUGGUGCAUGAAAAUAGAACACCAGAAACUUCUCAAGCAGUAAGGUCAAGACCCUCUCAGCCACAGCCAGUGCAAGACCUUCACCACGGCAGAGUAUCACCUGCGGAAUUGGUCCAAGCAGUUCAUGAAAUGCUUUCUUCAGCUGGCAUCAAUCUCGACGUAGAAAAACAGUCUCUAUUGCAGACAGCAUUAACACUGGAAGAACAACUGAAGGAAUCUCAGGCUUCACUUUUACUGGAACAGGAAAAGUCUGACAUGGCUGCGAAAGAAGCUGAUACGGCAAAAGUAGCAUGGUCUUGCAGAGUCUGUUUAAAUAAUGAAGUUGAUGUCACAUUAAUUCCAUGUGGUCAUGUAUUGUGUCGAACGUGCUCAUCAGCAGUUUCAAGGUGCCCAUUCUGUCGAAUCCAUGUAUCUAAAGCAAUGAGAAUCUUUCGCCCUUGAUCUAGAGCUGCUCCCUUAAUUGAGAAAUGGAGGUGGGCACACCAACAAUGGAGUUUUAACAAGUUUGUGAAACUAUGGUUUACCGAUUUCUGAUCUUUUUGUUUGCAAGUUGCCUGUUUCUGUACAGUAGGCCUGCUGGUUUUUGUAAGCAUCUCAUUGGUUUUUGUCGGUAAAUAAUUGUUAACAUCAUAUUCAUUUUAAUCGGUAAAUAAUUGUUCAUAUAUUCUAGUAUAAAUUGCAAAUAAUUAAUCCCUGAGGUAUAUGCCUGAAUUACGAAGAUAUCCUCCUUUGUAAAAUCUGGAUCUCUUGAGGUAUGUCAUUGUAUAUAAUUUCUGAAAUGCUAAAUGUCGUUUCAAUUU